UAAAUAUAGAUAUUAUAAAUGGUAAUGACAAACAAGAAUCUCCAAAGGAGAAUAUUGCUACUGAACCAAAUUCUUCACCUAAAAAAAAUCAAAAUGUUGAUGUUACAGAAGAACAGCUACAACAGAAUAAUGACAAAGCAUCGCCACCUCAAGAAAAUAAUUCUACUAAAGUGAAAACAGUUAUGAAUGAAACAGCUGCAACAUCAGAAUCUUCUGCAGUACCAUCUGCACCCCUUCCAGAAAAUGAACCUUCAGCUGGAGAUGAAACUACCAAUAGUGUUAAUGAAAGGGAAACACCUGAAGCAGAGAAUGAAUGGACUGUGGUUAGUGAUGGAGACAUUGGAAACAAUCAUAAAACAUCAAUUCCAGAAGGGGCUCAAGCUGCAGCUAUUGAAGGGACAUCAAGUACAUAUCUAAAAGUUUCUCCUGAAGAUUUACAUCCAGAUCCAAAAGUUGCUAUUGCUCUCAGUCAAAUGCUGAAUAUGGGAUUUACUAAUGAAGGAGGUUGGCUUGCCUGUCUUCUAGAAUCAAAGAAUGGUAACAUCAGUGCUGUGCUGGACGCUCUGAAUCCUUCAGUGAAGUAAUUUUGUCAUAUUUAAAAACAAAUUUAAUAUAUUAAAACAUUUACUGUUAUAGUUAAAAUUAAUAGGAAUUAUUCAUGUUAAUAGACACAAAAAAUAUAUUACUUGUAAUUUUAAAAAGUAGUUUGCUGUUCAAAUCAGUGGCAAAACUUGCAUAU
This is a messenger RNA of Centruroides sculpturatus (bark scorpion), 739 nucleotides long. RefSeq names its product sequestosome-1-like. The record is from RefSeq and is a predicted model, not a curated record. The transcript has 3 exons. Lineage: Eukaryota; Metazoa; Arthropoda; Arachnida; Scorpiones; Buthidae. Gene Ontology annotation, molecular function: protein binding. The coding region runs from base 183 to 584 and encodes 133 amino acids.